Molecule: messenger RNA, 1502 nt
Organism: Eucalyptus grandis
Lineage: Eukaryota; Viridiplantae; Streptophyta; Magnoliopsida; Myrtales; Myrtaceae
Product: non-functional NADPH-dependent codeinone reductase 2
Exons: 4
Coding region: 119-1081 (320 amino acids)
Cellular component (GO): cytosol
Molecular function (GO): aldose reductase (NADPH) activity
Source: RefSeq, a predicted model, not a curated record
GGAAUAGCCGCUACUCUUGUACCUACUUAUCCUGGACCAUAUGAAAGCUCAUACCAAAAAUACUUAAUAAAUAAUCUACUCUCAUCCCUGAGCUCCGACGUCCUUAGACUGGUGCAUAAUGGCUUACGAUAUUCCACAGCUUCCGAUCGGUUCGAACGGGAAAUCGAUCCCGCUGUUAGGGUUUGGAACGGCUGAAUACCCUUUGGGCAACACCGAGAACCUCAAAGAAAUCGUCCUCCGUGCGAUAGAGCUCGGCUACAGGCACUUCGACACGGCAGCCGCGUAUCAGUCCGAGAAGCCUCUCGGAGAGGCCAUCGCCGAAGCCCUCAAGCUCGGCCUUGUCAAGUCCCGAGACGACCUGUUCAUCACUUCCAAGCUCUGGUGCAACGAUGCACAUAAGGAGCUCGUCGUCCCCGCGCUACGGAAUUCGCUCAGGAAUCUUCAAUUGGAGUAUCUGGAUCUCUACCUUGUACACUGGCCAAUGAGAUUGAGACCAGAGGCUGAGCUCCAUCCAAAGGAGGAGGAUAUGCUUCCAUUCGAGAUGGAGUCUGUGUGGGAAGGCAUGGAAGAGUGCGUGAAGCUGGGCCUCACUAGAUGCAUCGGCGUCAGCAAUUUCUCCUGCAAAAAACUUGACAAGCUGCUCGCCACGGCAAAAAUCCCACCCCUCGUCAAUCAAGUGGAAAUGAACCCUCUGUGGCAACAAAAGAAGCUGAGGGAGUUUUGCAUGGAGAAGGGCGUACACGUGAGCGCCUACUCACCUUUGGGAGGACGGGGAACCGCAUGGGGAUCCAACCGGGUGAUGGACUGCGAGGUGCUCCACCAAAUCGCCACCUCCAAAGGAAAAACCAUUGCCCAGGUUUGCUUGAGAUGGGUGUACGAGCAAGGAGUAAGCGUCAUCAUGAAGAGCUUCAAUCAUGAGAGAAUGGAGCAGAACCUCCGCAUAUUUGACUGGAGUCUCAGCCCCGAGGAGUUGCAAAAGAUUAGUCGAAUUCCACAAAUUAGAGGGUGUCACCCGUUGGGAUUCUUCUCGGAUAAGGGGCCUUACAAGUCCCUUGAAGAGUUCUGGGACGGCGAAAUCUAACAUCACAUGACAGAUAAUGACAACAUCGUUCGAUGUAUAGCAGGACUGCUAUGCUCAUCCUGUCGCUAUUGAUGAUUGUUCAACAGAAGGCCUUGGCUUGGAAGCCAACUUGUUGCGAAGAGAUUGAUAGUUAGAAGAUAUUUGUCAUUGUGUCAUGUGGUUUUUAAAGACCGGCUUGAUCUUGAGGAUGAACCGAAAAAGCAAGAACAUGAAGAAUCAUUCAAUCUAUACUCAUCUUAUGUGGCAAUGUCAAAGAUUUUGACGUAUUAGAUAGAAUAGCACAACUCCCACGCUACUGAAGUCUCUUCUUCGUGAGAACUACCAUCUCCCUCUUGUGGGAGUCUUCCUCUCCCUUUGUCGGAGUCUAUCCCUCCACUUUGGGGUUCUCCCCUUCUUAAUCGCAUCACCUUACCUUUUUCUU